Lachancea fermentati is the source of this 936-nucleotide messenger RNA. Lineage: Eukaryota; Fungi; Ascomycota; Saccharomycetes; Saccharomycetales; Saccharomycetaceae. The record is from the annotation of a GenBank genome assembly.
AUGUCUUACGUGGAACUAAUGAAAAGAGGUGGUAACGAGGCCAUCCAAAUUAAUGCGCCAACUGGUGUCGACUUCCAUCUAACUGCUCGUGGUUCGGAUUGGUUGUUCUCAGCCUUCUGUUUCUUCCUAGUCCUUGGGUUGAUAACCAUCGGUUUGAUGUUCCGUAAGCCUGCCCAGGAGAGAAUUUUCUACAUGACUGCUGUCGCACCUCUAUUGUUUAUGGCCUUCACUUACUUCACCGUUGCUUCUGACUUGGGUUGGACUGGUAUCAGAGCUAAGUACAACCACGAGAAAGUAAGCACUCAAACCGAGUUCCCAGGUAUCAGACAAAUUUUCUACGCCAGAUACGUCGGUUGGUUCUUGGCUAUGCCAUGGAACAUCAUUGCCGUUGGUUUGAUGACCGGUACCCCAUGGAUCCAAACCGCCUUUAACAUUGGUAUGACUGAAGGUUAUGUCGUCUUGAUGUUGAUCGGUUCUCUAGUCCACUCCACUUACAAGUGGGGUUACUUCUCACUUGCCAUUGCCUGUUCUGUCUGCUGUUGCACCAGUCUAAUGACCACUUCUCGUAACUUGGCUAUCAAGAUGGGUAAGGAUGUCUUUUCUAUUUUCGACUCUAUCAUGGGUGUGAUAAUGUUCCUAUGGUGGAUCUACCCUAUCUGUUUCGGUAUCUCUGAAGGUGGUAACGUCAUUGCUCCAAACUCCGAAGCUGUCUUUUACGGUGUUCUAGACUGUCUGCUUUUGGGUUUCUUGCCAUGUAUUAUCACUUUCCUAGCUUCCACCAUUGGUUUGGAAAGAAUUGGUCUAAUUGGUAACAGCAACAACUUCAGCGUUAUGCCAAACGAAAAGUCCAUGAACUCCAUUGCUACUGCCAGACACUCUGGUGAAACAGCCGUCUCACCAAAGAGCGGCAACACCCCAGCUUCCCCAACUCCUUAA